Cervus elaphus (red deer) is the source of this 612-nucleotide messenger RNA. It is a transcript of the gene PRM2, whose product is annotated as protamine 2. The transcript is spliced from 2 exons. Gene Ontology annotation, cellular component: nucleus. The coding region runs from base 127 to 564 and encodes 145 amino acids. NCBI's taxonomy places the organism in Eukaryota, Metazoa, Chordata, Mammalia, Artiodactyla, Cervidae. Gene Ontology annotation, biological process: nucleus organization; chromosome organization; spermatid development. The record is from RefSeq and is a predicted model, not a curated record. Gene Ontology annotation, molecular function: DNA binding.
GGACAGACCCGACCAACACUAUUAACAGCAAGAGCAGGGGGCAGGCCUCAGCCUCCUCCCCCUGUCCCCCCAAGGCCAGCUGCCGCCUCAGCCCCAGUUGCCUACCCGUGACCCCCCUUCAGCACGAUGGUCCGAUGCCGCGUGAAGAGUCCGACUGAAAGUCCACCCGGGGAGCAGGGCUCCGGGCAGCAGGGCGAGACAGAGCGCCCGGAUCAGGCGCGGGAGCUGAGGCCGGAGGACAUCCCGGUCUACGGGAGGACUCACAGAGGCCGCUACCACUACAGACACAGGAGCCACACGCGGCGGCGCCCCUGCAGGAGGCGCCGGAGACGGGCCUGCAGGCACAGGAGGCGCCGCAGAGGUGCGGCGGGCCCCCCCUGCGCUCCCAUCCCCGGCACCCCCCAGGCCUCCAGGCCAGGGCUCAGGCUGCCGAAGGAUGAAGAGAAGGAGGAGGAGAUGCGGAAGGCAGCUCUAAGCUUCCCUGGGCCUACCAGAAAGAGUCACCUGCCAGGAAGCACCUCACAAGACCAUAGCAAAUCCCCCUUGGAGCCCACGAGAUCUUGAGUUAAAAUGAGCAAAAGUCAUCUGCCAAAUAAAGCUUGAGAUAAGAAA